AUGGCCACAAUAGGAUCAAAUAUUCUUAGUCAGAAUCAAGUUGUUGAACUUCGUUAUUAUGGUAUACGUGUUUUUUCUUCUCUUCAUGAUCGUAGAAAAUUACAUGUAAAUAAAAGUCUUGCUCGUUUAAUUAUUUUUCUUGGUUUAUGUUUAAUUGGAAUAACAGCUGCAGAUUUAAGUAAAUUAUCAUCAACAAUAACACAAUCUGAACAAUCAAUUUGGCCAAGUUCUGGAAAAGGUAUUUGGAUUGGUUUAUUUGUAAUAGCUGUUGGUAUUUUUACAUUAAUUGCUGUUAAAGAAAAAUCACAUGCAUCAUUUCAUAUAUUACUUCCAUAUACAAUUAUAGCUAUUCUACUUUGUUUUUUUGGUUUAUUAACAUCAAUUGCUAUUCUUCAACGUUAUAUUAAACAUCCAAUUUUAUCUGAUGAAAUUAAUAGAAAUAAAGAACAAGAAAUUCAAUUUGUUCUUAGUGCUUUAUUAAUUGGAAUAUUUGCUCUUACUUUUCUAUUUUUAUCAUGUCUUUCAUGUAUGAUAUGUUGGACAAUACCUCAUUUUUGUGAUAAAUAUCAAGGUUCAAUGCCUCAACCAUUUUACCGAUCAAGACCAAAUUUACCAAUAGAAAUUCCUCUUCAACCACCACGAAGUCCUAUUCAAUCCAUAAUUAUUCAAUCAUCACGUUAUCGUAGACAAAGACCUUAUGUAGUAAAUGGCGCUGAUCUUCCAUCAUAA
Rotaria sordida is the source of this 729-nucleotide messenger RNA. The record is from the annotation of a GenBank genome assembly. Lineage: Eukaryota; Metazoa; Rotifera; Eurotatoria; Philodinida; Philodinidae.